GCGUUUUUACGCUGCGUAAUUCAGGUUUAAGACCCUGUUUUACUGUGUUUUGUGUCUGUUUAUAACAGCAAGAAAGUGCCAGUAGUUAGAUUGUGUUACGUGGUAGCGUGUUGGUGUUUGAAACAAAGCUAUGAAAGUCUGUGGCAGCUCGCGUGAGCGGGUCAUGGUUGGGGAGAUGAAUUUCCUUUAGGAGGAAAAACAAAGCGCUAUGUAUCUCUGUUCAGUAAUGCACGGCUCAAGGGCAAAAAGCAGACCCGCAGUCUGAAUGGGGGGCAUAUGGACUUACUAUGCCAGUGAUGUUAAUAUCGGAAAAGUGGAGGGAAAUAUAUCCUCUUUAUUCAUGCAAGGCAAAAGGCGACCCCGGCUGAGGCCGAAUUACCAUGCAGAGGGAGUUAAAUGUGGCGCCUGUUGGAGUAACAAAAAAGAGGGAACCGGUGCUGGAUUCUCGUCCCUAAUGCAAAGGUCUGCUGGUGAUUUAGAAGGCCGUGUAACCUGAAUUAGUUGAUGAAUUUUCUAUCGAUCCUAAACAAGCCAGAUUUAUCUCUGACACGGUGCUGCUGCUGGGUGGCGACGCAGCCAGGCCACUCUCCCACUCCGCGUUAUUAGCGAUUUAAAAGACAGAGAGAGAGAGAGAGAGAGAGAGAGAGAGAAGGGGCUUUGGCAAUCACGUCCAUACACACACCAAAUAUAUAUACACGGAGUGGUGCAGGCGCCACUUUAAAUCCCCCCGAGCACUUUCCUUCUGUUUUUUUCUUUCUUUUUUGAAGUUGCAGCCAGACGCGUAACAGGGGGAGAGUUUGCAAUAAGAGAGGACUUGUCAUACUGUACUCUCGUGUGUGUCCUCCUGCAGGACCGGAAUGUGUUUUCAGCCCGUCAGACGCGCUUUGUUAUUGUUGUGAUUCUCUGGCUGCUUAGGACGGCAUGCGUGCCGACAUGUGGCGGAGAGAUAUGGAGAGGGAAGCGGGCACGAGGAGGGGAAAGGGAGAAAGGGGGGAGUAUUGUAAGACUGUGAAUGCCCACAAACCGAGGCCAUAUGAUGAUGCGCGUGCGGGGGCCGUGUAUAUGCUUAAUCCCAUUUCCUUAUCCGGGCUUCGUUCAGGGCGCGUGCCAUUGGCCGCCUCUCGUCACGUGGCUUCUUAACUUUGUUCACUUGACAGAAAAGUAGGAGGGUUCAACGGAACAGGAAUAACCGAAGAGUAAAGGGAUGAGAUAUAAAUUUUAGUUAUAUAUUUUCCGAGUAGGUGCAAUUCCACAAAAAGACUGAAAUUAAUGGCCAUGAGCUCCUAUUUGAUCAACUCCAACUAUGUGGACCCGAAGUUCCCACCGUGCGAGGAGUACUCACAGAGCGACUAUCUGCCCAGCCACUCUCCGGACUAUUACAGCUCCCAGAGGCAGGAGGCUGCUGCCUUCCAGUCGGACUCUCUCUACCACCACCAUCAACAACACCACCCACAGCACCAGAGCCACCACCACCAGCGCGCCGAGCCGCCCUACACGCAGUGCCAGGGUCCGGGGCAGCCCGCCUCGGUGGUGAUGUCCCCUCGAGGUCACGUCCUCCCCCCGGUCGGGCUGCAGACCACCCCCGUCCCGGAGCUGAGCCACCGCUGCGAGUCGGUGACACCCAGCCCGCCUCCGCCCGCGUCUUGCGGCCAAACGCCCCACAGCCAAAGCACUUCGUCCCCUACGAGCACUCGCAAGGACCCCGUCGUGUACCCGUGGAUGAAGAAAGUCCAUGUAAACAUCGUGACUUCAAACUACACAGGGGGUGAGCCGAAGCGCUCGCGGACAGCCUACACGCGCCAGCAGGUCCUGGAGCUCGAGAAGGAGUUCCACUACAACCGGUACCUGACGCGCAGGCGCAGGGUGGAGAUCGCGCACACGCUGUGCCUGUCAGAGCGCCAGAUCAAAAUCUGGUUCCAGAACCGAAGGAUGAAAUGGAAGAAAGACCACAAGCUGCCCAACACCAAGGUCCGCUCCGGGACAAACAGCAACACAAACUCCCAGGCUCUAACCGGCUCCCAGACCCGCAGCGGGCCCCUAUAGCCCAGCUCUGAGUAUUUUGCCCUCCUUGGUUCCCAAACUGAACCACACGUGUAACCACCGGAGCCUGCACUUUGGACCGGAAUAACGCCUUUGCUCUGGAGGGAGGGAGGGAUGUCGUUGCCCGCUCGGCCCUGAUUUGUGCUGAUGUUACACACUAUAAUAGACGUUCUGAGUGGGAGGGGUGGAGGGGAGCUGUCCCAUUCAUAAAUAUAUGAAAUGAACAAAAAUAGGCGAAGAAGGAGACUGAGAACUGAGAAAAUGAUGCGGCCGCUUCUUUGCUUUUCUCCCCUCAUCGUCCGUCUGCUCCCUCUCUCCCACCUUUUAUAUUUCUCUCUUUUUAUACUCCUCUCUCUUCCUCUUUAUGACAGAGCAUAAGGCGGUAGGCUGAGGAUAAUGUGCCCGCGUGCGUGCGUGCUUUUUUUUCACCCGCCCCUUUUUUUUUUUUUUUUUUUUUUUGGUGAAGAUGGAUCCUCGUUUUCAUCUUUAAUCAUGCCAAACUCGGGCCCCAUUUGUCAUGUUUACUCUGCGGGUACAAAGCAAAGGGGUGAACCGCGGCUCUGCCCAUUACCCCUCGCCCCUACACCCCCCCAUCUCCUCCUCCUCCUCCUGCACCCCCACCAAACCGCCACCCCCCACCCCGCUCAAACACGCACGUGUAAUAAAUGGAACUCUCGUUUUGUCAAGAGAAGUAUUCUUACACCCCCGACACACACACACACACACACACACACACACACACACACACACACACACACACACACACACACACACACACACACACACACACACACACAGUCCUUAUAGUACUCUCUAACAUCAAAUAUAACCUCCGUUAUGAUCCAAAAUGACACCAUGACAGUUAUUUCUGUCUUGCUGUUAUUAUAAAAUUUGUUGUUAUUUCAGUUUUUUUCUGUUUGUUUCAUGACAAAAUAUAGCUUUUUAAAUUUUAAUUAUAGUUAUUUUUAAAUUCAGUGUUGAUUGUAAAAAAAUACUUUAUGCUGUUAUUUGCUGAGAAUGACAAGGAGCGUUUAUAUGGUCCGUUGAUUGUUCAUGUUGUGAUGUUGUAUACAGGGAAACAGACUGACAGGGUGAUACAGGUGAAAUAAAGGUAAUAAAAUAAAAUAAAAUAAGGCAUUUUUUGUCCACU
This is a messenger RNA of Plectropomus leopardus (leopard coralgrouper), 3190 nucleotides long. It is a transcript of the gene hoxb4a, whose product is annotated as homeobox B4a. NCBI's taxonomy places the organism in Eukaryota, Metazoa, Chordata, Actinopteri, Perciformes, Serranidae. Gene Ontology annotation, molecular function: DNA-binding transcription factor activity, RNA polymerase II-specific; RNA polymerase II cis-regulatory region sequence-specific DNA binding. The record is from RefSeq and is a predicted model, not a curated record. Gene Ontology annotation, cellular component: nucleoplasm; nucleus. Gene Ontology annotation, biological process: positive regulation of transcription by RNA polymerase II; anterior/posterior pattern specification; embryonic skeletal system morphogenesis.